CAGAUCGGGUGGGGUCUUUACACUCUUUCCGAUUUUUUUGAAGAUGAUGAGUUCAGUAAAUAAUUUAAAAAAUGUAUUUCUACAUGUACGUAUCACAGUUUACUGUGGAGGAGCUUCCUAUCAUGUCGAAACUAACCAGGCUCUCCAUCUAUCCCAUGGACGCGUACCGAAUUCGUGGCUGCUUUGAUGAGGACCACUUUCCAAAAUUAAAAACCCUCUCUUUCCACAACGGAAUGCUAGAGUCGCGCUUGAUAACCCAUCUUAUUUUCUGGAGGCGCCACAGAGGAGUUCAAUCUCUCGCGUUGACCAUGGAUUUCAGAGAGGAGGUGGACAUGGAAUUCAGUGACACAAUCAUCCGCUUAUUUCCUGCGGUUAAGGAAUUCGAUUUCGUUAUGGAGUUUAAUUACACUCCCGAUUUAAGCCGGAUGCUGAGCCCGUUCGGAAUGUGGCGUUUGAAACGGGCCAACGUUCUCGCGAAAAAUGUGGGACAAUCCUCCACGAUGAUUCAAGUCCUGACACCUAUUUUGGUUUGGAAAGGCUUUAAAACUGUCCAUUUCUCGUACCUUUGCGUGACGGAGGAUGACUUUUUCCCCUACAUUCAAAAUCUCAUCUUGCACUGUGAAGGAUUUAAGAGCGUAGAAAUCUCGGGACGGGAGGAACCGGAAAUCGUGGAGCGAAUACGACCCAUUUUUGAAGCGAGUGGUGCACCCAUUCAUUUUACGGGAGGCGUGGUUCACAAGGUGAGAGGAUGAGAGGAUGAGAUUAGAUACAUAAAAACUA
Folsomia candida is the source of this 780-nucleotide messenger RNA. RefSeq lists its product as uncharacterized. The record is from RefSeq and is a predicted model, not a curated record. The coding region runs from base 72 to 752 and encodes 226 amino acids. The transcript has 3 exons. NCBI's taxonomy places the organism in Eukaryota, Metazoa, Arthropoda, Collembola, Entomobryomorpha, Isotomidae.